Myotis myotis is the source of this 1665-nucleotide messenger RNA. Its product is annotated as L-amino-acid oxidase-like. NCBI's taxonomy places the organism in Eukaryota, Metazoa, Chordata, Mammalia, Chiroptera, Vespertilionidae. Gene Ontology annotation, biological process: amino acid catabolic process. The record is from RefSeq and is a predicted model, not a curated record. Gene Ontology annotation, molecular function: polyamine oxidase activity; L-amino-acid oxidase activity. The transcript has 7 exons. The coding region runs from base 1 to 1665 and encodes 554 amino acids.
AUGAGCUGCAAGUCCAUGGCCAAGAUGAGGGGAAUACUGGUCUUGGGGCUCCUGUUGGCUACUCCCAGCUGCCUUGGCCACCAUGAGGACCUGGCCAAGUGCUUCCAGGACCCUGAGUACGAGUCCAUCGUUGUCACAGCCCAGGAAGGCCUCCACACGGCCCCACUGCCCCGGCGCGUGGUGGUGGUGGGAGCUGGCAUGUCCGGCCUGGUGGCAGCCCAGGCCCUGCAGGACGCUGGCCACCAGGUUUCCGUCUUGGAAGCCAGCAACCGCAUUGGGGGUCGAGUGGUCACAAUCAGGAACAAGGAGGAGGGCUGGUACCACGAACUGGGGCCCAUGCGAAUCCCAAAGUCCCACAGGCUGGUUCACACCUAUGUCAAGAAGCUGGGCCUGAGGCUGAACACAUUCAUCCAUUACAAUGACAACGCCUGGUACCUCAUCAAUGGACAACGCUACCGCAUGAGAGAGGUCAAGGCCAACCCAGAGAUCCUGGGCUACUCCAUGAACCCCACAGAGAAGGGCAAGAAUGCUGAGAAUCUCUCCCACCAGUCCACUGCCAACGUGCCUCCUGCCUCACCCCUCCCAGGGAUGGGAAAGAGCAGGGUCUGGCCUGAAGUCACCACGCAAAUCAAUCAAAGUGUGAAAAAUUUCAACUGCAGCCACCUGAUGUCCUCUUCUAACUCCACCAAGGCUUACCUGGUGAAAGAAGGGAUGCUGAACCCGGGAGCAGCCAGGAUGAUCAGGGAUAUGAUGAAUGAGGAUGUUGAAUUCAAGUCAUUCCUAGAGUCCGGGAAAUCUGACAUCAUCUUCUCCAAAAGUGAUGACUUUACCGAGAUCACAGGUGGCUUCGACCAGCUCCCCGAAGCCCUGAGGGCCAGCUUGAAGCCUGGCACCAUCCAUCUGGGCUCCAGGGUGGAGCUGGUAGUGAGGGAUGGGCCUGAGGUCCACGUUUCCUACCGGGUGGGCAAGUCCAACUCUGCACUGCACCACCUCACAGCGGAUUUUGUCAUCAUCUCCGCCUCCGCCCGCGCCACAAGCCUCAUCACCUUUAGGCCGCCACUCUCGCUAGACAAGGUGGACGCGCUGCGCUCGGUGCAUUACGUCAGCGCUACCAAGGUGGUCCUGGCCUGUAAGGAGCCCUUCUGGGAGCGGGAUGGCAUCCACGGCGGGGUCUCCAUCACCGACGGGCCGUCGCGCUACAUCUACUACCCCAGCCACAGCCUUCCCAGCGGCAAGGGUGUCCUGCUGGCGUCCUACACGCUGGGCGACGAUUCCCUCUUCUUCGCGUCCAUGAAGCACGAGCAGGUGGUGGCUAUCGUCCUGGAGGACCUGGCGGCGGUGCACCAGAUGCCCAAGGAGGCGCUGCGGCACCUGUGCCCCUCCUCUGUGCUCAAGCACUGGUCUCUGGAUCCCCUCGUUGGGGGCGCCUUCGCUGUGUUCACUCCCUACCAAUCUAAGGACUAUGUGCCGCGGCUCUCCCAGCCAGAGGGCCGCAUCCACUUUGCUGGCGAGCACACCUGCCUGCCCCCUGGCUGGAUCGACACUGCCAUCCAGUCCGGCCUCCGGGCAGCCAGGAACAUCCAGGCUGCCGUGGACCAGGAGGCCAGAGGAGGCAGGCCUUUGCCAACACCCAGAACAGUUCCUGACGUGGAAAGAAGGCCCUGA